Molecule: messenger RNA, 1537 nt
Organism: Microbotryum saponariae
Lineage: Eukaryota; Fungi; Basidiomycota; Microbotryomycetes; Microbotryales; Microbotryaceae
Source: the annotation of a GenBank genome assembly
AUGCCUGGACCGGUUCUUGUUCCGCACGCACACUCGAUCCUCACCCGCAGCAACGCGUCAUCCUUCGCGACACACCGUCUCCACAAUCUCCACUCUCCAUUCCAUCUUGACUGUAGAGACAAUCCCCCCAACCCGUACACCACCCCUCCCCCACUUGAGACCUUUGCAAGCUCAGCUACAGCCGUCAUCGUGGCCUCUGCUCAGAUCCCUCCUUCAUUGCGACCUUGGUUCGCCUCAUCCUACUCACCCCACUUUCAGUUCGACCCCGAGUGGCUGGAUGCCUGCGUCGAAUACCUCGUCGUACGUUUCAAGGGUGCCGAGUAUCUUAUCUGUCGUUGGUGGGGCCACGCCUUCCCCUUGUACGAUGCCCGCUGAGCUGAGCUGACCCCGUCGUACCGAUCCUAAAUCGACCAGGAACACUUUCCCACCUGUUCCCAACAGCCAUCGACCCUGAUCAAAAAAGUCGAAGAACAAUUACUCGCGAGUGACCUAGCCACCUCAACGCUCUCUCCCUCCCCACUAGCGAUCUCGACGACCCUUUCCGUCCCUCCUCCUCCCACCUCAACCGACCCUAAACGUCCCCUCUUUCCCCAAAAGAAGCUCGUACAAAUCAUCUCCAUCGACGAAAUCGCUUACCCUGCUUUGGGCCUACUCGAAACGCUCAAGGACCAACGAUCGCGCCGUGAAUCCGACGAGGCAAUGGUCGAACAACUUUCUCGCCCCGGGGCUACGAACGACGAAGACGACGUCCCUACCGAUCAGGACGAAACGAUCGCGAGGAGCUGGCCUAGGGGUUUGGUCAAGUUGGGGUUGAGUGAUGGGUAUACGGCGGUGGAGGCUUUUGAGAAGAGGUUGGUGAGAGGUUUGGGAUUGAGCGAGGUCAAAUUGGGGUGCAAGGUAGGGUUUUUGGCUCGAGGUGCGCUGCUCUGUUUACCGAACUAAAUCAUCGAUUGACUUUUUUUGGUAUACGUAGUUACUUCUCCACAAUGUCUCUUACACGUCCAAAUUCCUGGUCCUUACGCCCGAAACGGUAACGAUCAAAGGAAGUCAAGUACCCGAGCUCGAACAAUUCGCCGAGAAGCGAUUGGAAAGGACUUUGCACCGCCGACUUGGGUAGGUGUACGAAUCAUCCUACGUGACAGAAAUUUCUGGGGGAUACUGAGAUUUUGGUUUCGUUUCUUACGCUUUUGGCUCGCUUACGCUUCUGUACACACUUUUUUCGCCUUCCAGCCUCGACUUCCCCCCCGACCCCGAACUCGACAUCUUCGAACCGAACGCGCCGAACGCCAUUCAGACCCUCGAAGAAGACGAUGCUCGUUCCUCCACAGAGGCCACCACGAUGGAAGGCGACGAUUCGCUCUUCAUCGACGAAGCGGCAUGGGAAGAAGCGGAACGGAAGGCCGUUGAAGCUGCGCGGGCGGUGGCGAGAGAAAGAGCAAGUGGAGGUGGGGGUGGGGGUGGGGGUGGUGCGCGAGAGAAGGGGAAUGGUGGAGAUGAGGAAGGGGGGGAGGAUGACGAUGUGAUCAUCAUUGAUUGA